AUGGCCGCUCCUCCAGAGCUGCUGCGGCUGUACCCGGACGCCUUGCGGGACGCACAUGCUGCUGCCUACGCGCUGGUGGUCGUAGCGCCAGUGACUGCACUGGCGUCUCGUCUGCUGCUGUAUAGAGGGAAGAAGACGACGCCUGUGCAGGUGUAUCUCGUGUCGCUUGCGGUCCCGACGCUCGCCCUGUGGCUGCCAACGUGGAUGUGGCCCGAAGAGAAGAACGUGUAUCAAUCGUUGGGGAUGAGUCGCUUGGAGACGCAAUAUCAGUGGGCACAGAAGUACGCUUUCUAUCGGAAGCACUUUCAACUCGGCACUAUGACUCGUGAAGCUUGGCAAAAAAUUGACGCGGCGUAUGAUAAUAUAUACAGCGACAAAGCGCGCUACUUGUACGACUUUUGGGGUCCCGGCAAGAACAUGUCGGCACACGAGACGAUAUUCAAUAUCGGGCUUUUCUACCUUCUUUGGAUGGCUAUCAUCUACGCAGUAACGACACCCAAGGCAACUCAAGCCGCUAGCAAAUUGCCGUUUGUGGGCCUCAUGAUUCUCAUGUGCAUGGAGAUUGCAGUCCAGUUGACCCGCUACGACCCGGUGAUUAAGGAACUAGCGCCGUUUACAACACCGCGUGAGUUUUUGUUGUGGUGUCACUGGUAUUUCCCGAUUCUCCUGUUCGCGACGGUCUUGAUGAAGAAGGUGUUCUUCAUCGAUAUGGAGAAACACCACCAGCGGAUACUCAUGUACAUGCUGGAAAAGAACAUGAAAACGGUCGAGGAGCUCCGAAGCUUGAAUCGGGAACUGAUGCCCGAAUCCGCACCAGUCAAUAACGACUUGAAGAAAAAGCAGAACUAG
Hyaloperonospora brassicae is the source of this 849-nucleotide messenger RNA. NCBI's taxonomy places the organism in Eukaryota, Oomycota, Peronosporomycetes, Peronosporales, Peronosporaceae. The record is from the annotation of a GenBank genome assembly.